AUGUCAUUCGGAGCCAUGCUCUAUCCGUUGUCACUUUCUCUCUUACUCCCUGUCUUUUUGUAUGCAAUAGUCCUGGAGAAGGAGGAGAGACUCUUGCAGAUGAUGAAAAUGAAUGGAAUGAAAAUGAAGGAUUAUUGGAUAUUGAUUGAUGACUCUAUUAACCUGUCUCCCUCUUCCUCUUCACAGGCAUAUACCUGGUAGGAAUAUCAUUGCUUACAGAUACUAAUUUCAAACUUCUUGUAAUCAUUUUCAAUAUCUUAUUAGGUCAUUGUCUUAACUGGAUGGGGAUUGUGCUAGAUUUCAUUGUCGUUUUUCUUCCAAGUCUUUGUAAGCAAAGCCAGAACAGCUACCAUUAUUGGAUAUUUGCUCUCAGUUUGGGGGUCCAUUAUUGCACUAACUGCCAAUCUCGCCAUUUAUCCAGAUCCCUAUGAGAUACCAAUCUAUUUAUAAAUGAUACCCCAAAUAGCCUUCAACAGAAUUGUCUACAUCUUCUCAAUGGCUUGCGCUCAAACAGGUUGCAUAAGUUAAUUAAGUCCUUUGACUAGUGAGAUAUAAGGAUGCAUAAUUUCACUCUAUGUAAAUUUCAUUGUAUUUGGCCUUCUGGGUGUUUAUCUUCAUGAGAUAAUUCCACAAGAAUUUGGAGUUUCAAGUGAGCCUUGGAUUUUUAGAUUCUUCAAAAAGAGAAAAAUAGAAUUCAGAGAUGAGGAUGAAUACAAAAUCAAUAUUCAAGAUGCUCAAGAAGAUUAAGACUCUAAAAACGAAAGGGAAAAGGUGUACAAAAUCAAAAACUAUGAGGAUUAUCCACUCAUUUGUAAGGACUUGAGGAAAACCUAUUAAAAUAACGUGGCUGUUAAAUGUUUUUGUAUUGCAGUUGAAUAAGGUGAAAUCUUUGGAUUGUUGGGUCCAAAUGGAGCUGGAAAAACAUCUAUUUUAUCAGCCAUAACUGGGUUGUAUUCAUGUAAUGAUGGCGAAGCUUAUGUGGGUGGAUAUAGCAUUAAAACUAAUAUGCAGUCUGUUCAGAUGAAUAUUGGGGUAUGUCCUUAAUUUGAUUUAUUAUGGCCAGAAUUGACUGUUGAAGAACACUUACUGUCUUAUGCUAGAUUAAAAGGAAUAGACAAACAGAACGAGCGUGCCAAAGUGCAAUAGAGCAUGGCAGAAGUCAAAUUAGAACCUUAUUUCAACUAUUAUGCAAAUCAACUAUCAGGUGGCAUGAAGAGAAGACUCUCAAUAGCUAUUGCACUCGUAGGUGAACCAUUGAUAAUAUUCCUGGAUGAACCCUCAACUGGAUUAGAUCCUGAUAAUAGAAGGCAACUUUGGGACAUUAUAUCUCAAUGUAAAGGCAAAAGAGCCAUGGUGCUUACUACUCACUCAAUGGAAGAAGCAGAUGUUCUUUGUACUAGAAUUGGCAUCAUAAGUUCUGGAGUCCUUAGAUGCAUUGGCUAAUCAACACACUUAAAGAGUAUCUAUGGAGGUGGUUAUCAUCUGUUCAUUAGCUCCCAUAAGGAACUUUAUCUUUAAAAGAAUAAUGAUCCUCAUAACCAAUACUAUUAUUAAAAUAUGAUAAAAAGCUAUUUAAAAAGUAUUUUACCCCAAGCCCUUCUUGUGUAAGAAUUUAAUGGUAACUUCAUCUACCAAGUGGAGAAAAAUUAAUUAGUAGUUUCUGAAGUUUUUCAGUCCAUAGAAUCGAAGAAAGAAGAACUGAGAAUCUAAGAUUGGGGAAUAAGCUAAGCUACUUUGGAGGACGUAUUUAUGAGAGUUGUAGAAAUGUGA
Molecule: messenger RNA, 1770 nt
Organism: Paramecium tetraurelia
Lineage: Eukaryota; Ciliophora; Oligohymenophorea; Peniculida; Parameciidae
Exons: 5
Biological process (GO): transmembrane transport; lipid transport
Cellular component (GO): intracellular membrane-bounded organelle; membrane
Molecular function (GO): ATP binding; lipid carrier activity; ATP hydrolysis activity
Source: RefSeq, a predicted model, not a curated record